AUGUCAUCCAUCCUCUCUGCCCUCAAAGCCAAGCUCAGGGAGUACAUGCUCACCCUUCCCGACGGCACCACCGAGUAUGAAGAUUACGAGGCCUGGAUGCAGGGGUUUGCCAAGCGAGUGGCUGUGUUCGAUCAUUCGGCGCCGGGAGAAGAAGUGCCCAAACUUGCUGCCUGGGUCGCCGAAGCUGAGCGUGGCCUUGACCAUAUCGCCACCAAUGACUGGCUCUCCUGGGGGUUGCAUAUCUUGCCCCAGCGUGCAGCGCGCUUUGCUGAGCUCCAACAACAGCAAGCCGCCGAAAAACAGGCUUUAGCUGAGGAGUUUGCGCGGGUGGCUGCCGCCGAACGGGAGGCCGGUGAAGCACGAGAGGCGUGGGCUGCUACUGCCCAUCGGUCUGCUGAAGAGGAUCGUCAGCGGCGUCGGGAGGCCUUGGUGGAGGCCAUGUUUAGUGGGUUAGUUGAUCUGGACAAGGGGAACCGACAGUUGGCCGUGCUGGAGGCAGAGUCCGCCGACCUUCUCCCUCUCUUUCUUCCCUCUCCCUCUCCUGCUCCCACUCCCGCCGCUUCCUCUUCCCUUCUCCCGCUCCCUGCUGACGCUGACCUUGCUUUCACAACUGAGGCCCUGGAUCACAUGAGCGUAGACUCGACCCUUCCUACUCCGUCGGCCGAUUCGAAGGGAAAGCAGCGCGCCGGCGCCGUGGUCCUCCCGCUCCGUCUUGGAACGGGCCGAAUGUCAACCAUUCGGUCCCCUGUAGAGCGGAACGGAGCCGGGAAGCUUCUUCAGGAUCCUCCAGGCCUGUUGCCGGGUGACGUUCUUGCCGAGUACGCUUGCCAUCGGUACGCGACCGAGUUCGCCACAGUCGCCCCUCGGUGCUACACCCGACCGGGCCAGGUCUCAUGCCUCAAGUGCGCCAACGAUCGCAAAGAGUGUAGCUUCCAGCCUGGGUGGACGUUGAAGGAGAAGGGGAAAGCCCAGGCAAAGGCGAAGUCGGGGGCGAAGUCGGUGGAGAAUGAGCGGCUGAUGAAGAAGCGCAAGAUGGAGGUACUGGUCCCUGAGCGGUCGGCUGGUGAGAGCAUCGCAUGGUCAAAAGCCGUUCGGAGUAGGAAGCCAGUCAAAUGCCUUCCGACUACUACCCAGCACCUUCCUGUCCCCUCUCGCUCCAGUCGCCCUACUCGCCCGACCUCUACCGCCGCCCCUUCCCCCGAGCUUUCACGCCUGUUGCCGUCCGUUGCCCGUGGUGUCGCGUCCAAGAUCAGAUAUCAGAUUGCCGUGGCUGAGGGAUUGUGCACCUUCUUGGCGUGCUCGAUUACAAUGUGGAGAGCCGAGUUGGAGGCCCUUGAGGCCCGGUCGGGUCCUUUAGCACCUUUGGACGUUGUCCUGGUCGAGGAUUCAUCGGAGGCCGAUGAUUCUGGAAGGUUGGAGUUGGGUGAUUUUGUGCCCGAUGACUGA
Heterobasidion irregulare TC 32-1 is the source of this 1446-nucleotide messenger RNA. RefSeq lists its product as uncharacterized. The transcript is spliced from 5 exons. Bases 1 to 1446 code for a protein of 481 amino acids. The record is from RefSeq and is a predicted model, not a curated record. Lineage: Eukaryota; Fungi; Basidiomycota; Agaricomycetes; Russulales; Bondarzewiaceae.